AUGACAUUGCACGAACAGGGAGAACACCGACAGCUGGUUUGGGGGAAGGGUCUGAAGCUGACGCAGGAAAACCAGGCUUACCGAGAGCCCUGGCCGGGGCCCGGCGCGCCGCCCCAGCCCCGCCCUCGUCGUCAGGCCGCGAGCGAGCGCCGGGAGGAGGCGGCCGGACCGACGAGCGCCCGCGCGUGUGGCGGGAGGGGAGGCCGCCUGCCCGCCCCCUUCGCCUUCCCCGCUCUCCCCCUCCCCGCUCCCCCCUCCCGACCGCGGCACAGCACCAGGUCGGCGCCGGCGGCCAAAGUCAGUAAAAAGGAACUCAACUCCAACCACGACGGGGCCGACGAGACCUCAGGAAAAGAACAGCAAGAAGCAAUUGAACAUAUUGAUGAAGUACAAAAUGAAAUAGACAGACUUAAUGAACAAGCCAGUGAGGAGAUCUUGAAAGCAGAACAGAAAUAUAAUAAACUCCGCCAACCAUUUUUUCAGAAGAGGUCAGAAUGGAUCGCCAAAAUCCCAAAUUUGGGGGUAACAACAUUCGUCAACCAUCCGCAAGUGUCUGCACUGCUUGGGGAGGAAGAUGAAGAGGCGCUGCAUUAUUUGACCAGAGUUGAAGUGACAGAAUUUGAAGAUAUUAAAUCAGGUUACAGAAUAGAUUUUUAUUUUGAUGAAAAUCCUUAUUUCGAAAAUCAAGUUCUUUCCAAAGAAUUUCAUCUGAAUGAGAGUGGUGAUCCAUCUUCAAAGUCCACUGAAAUCAAAUGGAAAUCUGGAAAGGAUUUGACGAAACGUUCAAGUCAAACACAGAAUAAAGCCAGCAGGAAGAGGCAGCCUGAGGAACCGGAGAGCUUCUUUGCCUGGUUGACUGACCAUUCUGAUGCAGGUGCAGAUGAGUUGGGAGAAGUCAUCAAAGAUGAUAUUUGGCCAGAUCCGUUACAGUACUACUUGGUUCCUGAUAUGGAUGAUGAAGAAGGGGAAGGAGAAGAAGAUGAUGAUGAUGAUGAUGAAGAAGAAGAAGGAUUGGAAGAUAUUGAUGAAGAAGGGGAUGAGGAUGAAGGUGAAGAAGAUGAAGAUGAUGAUGAAGGGGAGGAAGGAGAGGAGGAUGAAGGACAAGAUGACUAAUAGAACACUGAUGGAUUCCAACCUUCCUUUUUUUUUUUUUUUUUUUUUUAAUUUUCUCCAGUCUCUGGGAGGAAGUUGCAG
This is a messenger RNA of Cynocephalus volans (Philippine flying lemur), 1194 nucleotides long. RefSeq names its product protein SET-like. NCBI's taxonomy places the organism in Eukaryota, Metazoa, Chordata, Mammalia, Dermoptera, Cynocephalidae. Gene Ontology annotation, molecular function: chromatin binding; histone binding. Gene Ontology annotation, biological process: nucleosome assembly. The record is from RefSeq and is a predicted model, not a curated record. Gene Ontology annotation, cellular component: nucleus; chromatin.